AUGCGAAAAUAUGGAGUCCACCACCACCUAUCCACACCUUAUCACCCACAAUCCAAUGGCCAGACUGAAAUCUCUAAUAGAGAAAUCAGGGCGAUUCUAGAGAAGACGGUCAAUCCCAUGAGGAAAGAUUGGAGCCGUCGACUGGAGGACGUACUCUGGGCCUACAGGACAGCGUUCAAAACGCCUAUUGGAAUGUCCCCAUACCGAAUGGUAUUUGGGAAGAUAUGCCAUCUGCCGGUGGGGGUUGAGCAUCAAGCAUACUGGGCGAUCAAGGAAAUGAAUAUAAAUAUCGAGGUCGGAGCUGCAGAAAGGAGAAUGUUGUUACAGAAGCUGGAAGAGCUUCGCCUGGACGCCUAUGACUCUGCCAUGUGUACCCGUGCUGAUAGUGAUAACCAAGAAACCUCCUCACAAGUCCAUAUAGAAAACCCUAGCCCACCUACACCAACCACCGCUCCACCCCAAACAAGCGCCGCCACUCCACUACCCGAGGUGGACGAAGAAGCUUAA
Molecule: messenger RNA, 507 nt
Organism: Salvia splendens (bonfire salvia)
Lineage: Eukaryota; Viridiplantae; Streptophyta; Magnoliopsida; Lamiales; Lamiaceae
Exons: 2
Coding region: 1-507 (168 amino acids)
Biological process (GO): DNA integration
Molecular function (GO): nucleic acid binding
Source: RefSeq, a predicted model, not a curated record